Messenger RNA from Haliotis rubra (blacklip abalone), 828 nucleotides. RefSeq names its product sporozoite surface protein 2-like. The record is from RefSeq and is a predicted model, not a curated record. NCBI's taxonomy places the organism in Eukaryota, Metazoa, Mollusca, Gastropoda, Lepetellida, Haliotidae. The coding region runs from base 1 to 828 and encodes 275 amino acids. The transcript has a single exon.
AUGGGAUGCAUAAAAUCAAAACAAGUCGGCGUGCUUGAACCAGCCUCUGGUCGAGCGGAACCCGCAAGCAACGACCCUAACGCCCGAAUUAAUCCCCCUAAUCCCUUGGAAGAACAAACAGAACAAUCCACAAGCAACGACCCUUAUAUUCCAGUUAUCCUCCCUCAUACGGAGAGGGACGACAUGUUACCUUCACCGGAAGAACUCACAGAAACAUCCUCAAGCAACGACCCUUACAUUCCAGUUAGCCUCCCUAAUACGGAGAAGGAAGCAAAGCUACCUUCACAUGAAGAACUCACAGAAAAAUCCACAAGCAACGACCCUUGCAUUCCAGUUAGUCCCUCUAAUAUGGAGCAGGAAGACAUGUUACCUUCUCUGGAAGAACUCGCAGAAGAAUCCAAAAGCAACGACCUUUGCAUUCCAGUUAGUCAUCCUAAUAUGGUGAAGGAAGACAUGCUACCUUCUCCGGAAGAACCCAUAGAAGAAUCCAAAAGCAACGACCCUUACAUUCCAGUUAGUCCCCCUAAUAUGAAGGAAGACGCAUUACCUUCUCCGGAAGAACCCGCAGCAGAACCCACAAGCAACGACCCUUACAUUCCAUUUAACCCCAAUAAAAUGUUGAAUAAACGCCCAGCGCGUUCUCCAGAAGACUCCACGGGCAAGACUAUUAACCCCCCAUUAAAACCCCCUAAUACGAAGAAGAUAGACGCUGUACCUUCACCGGAAGCAUUUGCUGCUAUCGAUGCCCAUACGUUGAAGGUGAGAAUGAACAGAAGGUCUGUUGAAAUGACUGUGUGCCAGCUGAUGUGUCAUAGCAUAUGUCGGUGA